This is a messenger RNA of Cucumis melo (muskmelon), 1380 nucleotides long. Its product is annotated as cytochrome c-type biogenesis CcmH-like mitochondrial protein. The coding region runs from base 498 to 974 and encodes 158 amino acids. The transcript has 5 exons. Lineage: Eukaryota; Viridiplantae; Streptophyta; Magnoliopsida; Cucurbitales; Cucurbitaceae. The record is from RefSeq and is a predicted model, not a curated record.
UUUUCCUUACUUGCCACCAAUUUUCCUCCCUCUCGCAAAGUCGUUGAAAUGUUUCUCACUAUUUUUCUUUUCGCCGUCGUCUCUCUCCCUCAACCCCUCACGAUUUUUUCGCCGCUGCCGUCUCUCUCUCAAACCGUCACAAUUUUGGGCGUCUCCCUCUUGCGAACUCCCUAAAAAAACCCUCACAAUUUUGUGUCGGCGCCGUCUCUCUCUCCGGUUCAGCUUCGCACGAUUUUUCCUCUCUCUCGCAAACGAUCCAGCCGCGUGAACUUGGAGUUUACCUUACCGUGAGUUGCUUCUCCUCCCUUCUCCGUCCGUUUCUGCUCACAUUCAUUCCUCAGUCUGUUUCAUUCGCAGAAGGCUCACCAAGCAUCAGGUUGCUGAGGGCACUAGACAUUUACCCCAUUUAUGGGACCUUUGUUACAAUAAGAUUACAGUUAGAUCUGCAAAGCACAUCCUCAAGUUGGGUCUGGGCUUAAGGUUUCAGAGUGUCUAAAAUGGAGAUCGAUGAGGAUGCAUUGAAAAAAACCCAGCUGGUGGAAGCCCGAGCAAGAAAUAUUAGUCACAAUGUUAGGUGUAUUGAGUGCGGUAGUCAAUCCAUUGAAGAUUCACAAGCAGAUAUUGCGAUUCUCCUUAGAAAGUUGAUUCGUGAUGAGAUUCGGUCGGGGAAAACGGACAAGGAGAUCUAUAAAAAGCUUGAGAAUGAUUAUGGGGAGACAAUCCUUUAUACCCCAAAGUUUGACCUUCAAACUGCAGGCUUAUGGCUAUCACCGGUGUUAGUGGCUGGUGCUGCUGUAGGAGUAUGGGCUUAUAGUAAGCACAAGCAAAGGUCUAAUGUUCACAUCAUGGCUUUAAAUCUGGUCAGGGGUGUUCCAUUGACCCCUAAAGAGAAGCAAACCAUGUUAGAUCUCCUCUCACCUCCACCUUCUCAGAGAACCCCUUCUUCAUGGUGGAGGAGUUGGCGUAGGCAAUGAGGCAACUACUCCUUAUUGCUAGCUCGAACAACAGUUCAAAGAGUUUCAGAGUAUGUUGAAGAUCUACAAAUUAGAUUACAGAUCUGAAAGCAUUACUAUUUUUGUACUGUAUUAUACUCAACGAUGGUUUUAUGAUUACUUUUGCUAGAAAAAUGUUCCUACAUUGUGAAUAUGAACUUGCACCUUACAAUUCUGUUCAUAUUUGUUUUUCUUAUGGCCAGUUUGGAUGUUACCUAGUUAGGUUCAUAGGUUUCUCUGAAGGAAACACACCAAUGAACAGAAGUUUGGAUUGCCACACAAUUCUAGGUUGUCACACUAUUCCUGGUCCCUAUGUUCAUUUAAAAUUCUAAAGGAUUAUGCUCCAAGAUAGUUUUGAGUUGUUUAUGGAAGCCAACUUUUGAGUGAA